UCGUCCUUUUUCGACGCAGAUCGAUAUUCAUUACUGAAUUUGAGUUUUACCAGACGAGUUGACUCGCCGGUGCUGCGUGGAUUUACUUGUUCGGUAGUAAAAGGUUCAUUUAUAUUUUGUGCGCAACUAAAGCCUGACUGUUACCUUAUUCAUAAAUAGCAGUGGAACGUGAAAGCAUAGCCUGCAGCUUACGUGCUGUCGCAUUAUUAAUAAGAAACGCGACGUGUGUUUGUGUGUGUAUGUGUGUGUAUGUGCGCGUGUGCGGUCAAGAAUAAUGCCGCGCUGCCUAACCGCAUUACGGAGCGGAAGGGUUAACAUUGCGCCAAAGAUCAAAAACAUCGACAUCCGGUCAUCCGGCCGUAAUAAAUAUAAAAACAGGUCCUUUGGACUCUCCGUCGUGCGUCAUUACCGCCUUAAAUAUUUGAUGAACGGGAAUUUUACUGAAUCCGUCUUCGCCGUGCGUUUUCUGUUUGCUCGCCAGCCGAGAGCCCAAAACGAUUGCCCGAUUCGUUUCUAAUCGCAGGAGUGGCUGUCCUUGAGGCAGGCUGUCGUGUCCGAGUUCCAUAAACAUUUCGUGCCUAGUGGACAUUUGUCAUACACAGGACAACAUUACGACGUCCUAUAACUGGCCGACUUUGCUUUGCAGAUGAGACGAAAGUAUAUUUAAGACAAAUUCGACGUAUUAUGUUAGCGGAAAGCAGAUAAGUUUCGCCAGAACGUAUAAGAGCAGUAAAAGGCAAGAGAUCACCUUCUAUUUCUCGAGCUCCAUUUCUGACUACUAUUGAAGAGAAAACAGCAAUCAAGAAAGGAAAAGAACGGAAAGACGAACAAGGGGCAGCAAAAAAUUAAUGAAAUUUACGAGGCGUGAUAUCCUUGGUGACGCUUAUGCUCUCCUUAGGAAUCUUCUUAGGUAUUUUCGAUCCUUUGCAGAUAUGCCGCGUAUUGUAUGUGCUCUUUCAUUACUUCCUAUUAACAAACUACGCCUGGAUGUUCUGCGAGGGCUUCUAUCUGCGCACCCUGCUGGUAAACGCAUUCACCAACGAGCACAAAUUAGUGAAUUGGCUGAUGGGACUUGGAUGGUCGAUGGCGACUGUAAUCGUCACAUUGUACACGGCACUACGCGCCUCCAGCAACGAUCCUGCGGACACCGAGCAGUGCUGGAUCAACGAAGGCAACUAUAUGAGUGUGCUUGUUUACCCCGUGUACGUAUCCACUAUGUUGAACCUGCUCUUCCUAUUUAACAUUGUGCGAGUGCUCCUCAUGCAGCUGCGCGUCGGACCUGCCGUCGGAACACGCCCGUCACGAUUCAUGCUGCAGGCUUUCAGAUGACACACGAGCUGAAUUCUUUAUACCUUGUAUGUUAACCGUUGCGCGUCACGUUUCAUGUCGAGAGAUGGCGCUGGAAAAGAGAAUAGAAGAAAAGAACAAUAAGAGCGCGGAGUAACGAACGGGACUCUUUUCCGCGCGGCAGUCAUCGACUGAAAUGUAUCCUCCUCGCAAGGAAUUAUUCUUCGUGAAAUUGCUUAGAUCGUCCACCCGUUAGAAUUCGCUCGACGACAUCUUGAAGCGGCGUCGUUAGUCGCCGAUAAAUCUGCAGUAGAACUUUCGCUUGAAGCACCAGUCUGCUCUCGUUUAAAAC
This is a messenger RNA of Harpegnathos saltator (Jerdon's jumping ant), 1639 nucleotides long. Its product is annotated as calcitonin receptor-like. The record is from RefSeq and is a predicted model, not a curated record. Gene Ontology annotation, biological process: adenylate cyclase-modulating G protein-coupled receptor signaling pathway; cell surface receptor signaling pathway. The coding region runs from base 886 to 1329 and encodes 147 amino acids. Gene Ontology annotation, molecular function: G protein-coupled peptide receptor activity. Gene Ontology annotation, cellular component: plasma membrane. NCBI's taxonomy places the organism in Eukaryota, Metazoa, Arthropoda, Insecta, Hymenoptera, Formicidae. The transcript is spliced from 4 exons.